Apiotrichum porosum is the source of this 447-nucleotide messenger RNA. RefSeq lists its product as uncharacterized. NCBI's taxonomy places the organism in Eukaryota, Fungi, Basidiomycota, Tremellomycetes, Trichosporonales, Trichosporonaceae. The coding region runs from base 1 to 447 and encodes 148 amino acids. The transcript has a single exon. The record is from RefSeq and is a predicted model, not a curated record.
AUGCCGGGCAUCUGGUCGGGGUGGACAGUCCGUCCACCAAAGAGUCCGGUCACCUCACGUCAACGAGGCCGCGACGCCGUGAGCGGCCUCCGCUGCGGUGUUCCAGGCGAGCGCACGCUCCUUGCUCCUGUGCUCGUGCCACUCAAGGAACGAAACGACACAUCGCCCCAGAUCCACAGCUUCCCAUUGUCCCACCUACCGACGUCGGAGCUCAACUCGGACAAUAACCCCCCGCUCGCCAAGACCCCCGGAAUUGACCGCCGAACCGAUGAGUGGCAAGUGUCCGGGGCCUGGAACGCCGCCACGACUGGAGCACCACCAUACAGCGUGUACCGUGUACUCCACCGCGGCGCCGGUGUCGGCACUGGGCAGCACAGCGGCACAGCGGCGCAGGCGGAGUCAGAGGUGUCCUUCGGCGUGCUCGUAAGCGACGACGCCGCGGCGUGA